GCCCGCCCGCGAGCAUCCCGGUCCUAGGACUCUGCGCUUCGCUCGGCCCGCGAGCGCGCGGCACGAAGGCGCGUCGCCAUCCAUGCCCCGGCCGCGCGAGCAGGAGGCGCUCGCAGCCCCCGGCGUGUAAUGCGAGGCUGAGCGCGUGGCGGCCCGCGUCGUGCCCUGCGGAGCCAGGCGCGGGAGGUGAGGGGCGCACUCCAGCUCAGCUCGCGGCGCGCGGGGCGGGGCGCGGCUGCUGGGGGGGCCCGGCCGCCUGCGGGGAGCCGCGGAGGAGCAGGCGCGCUGCGGACCCGAGGGAGGGCACGGUUAAAGCUUUGCCAUCAAUUCGGAGUCCAGAAAGUCCGUCCUAAGCUAACACGCUAACUCUGCAGCCUCCCUCACGACCCCAAGCCACCGAAGGCGGCGACACCUGAUCCAGGGACCCAAACACGGGUCCCUUCUGUCCCCGGAUACAAUUACGCGGCGGAGACACACUCAAACUCACGCGCAGCAGCCAAGAGCCGAGCUAUGAAGUCUUACACUCCGUAUUUCAUGCUCCUGUGGAGUGCUGUUGGGAUAGCCAAGGCUGCCAAAAUCAUCAUCGUGCCGCCAAUUAUGUUCGAAAGCCAUAUGUACAUUUUCAAGACGCUAGCCUCGGCCUUGCACGAGAGAGGCCACCAUACAGUGUUCCUCCUCUCUGAAGGCAGAGACAUCGCGCCAUCUAAUCACUAUAGCCUCCAGCGCUACCCAGGGAUCUUCAACAGUACCACCUCGGAUGCUUUCCUGCAGUCCAAAAUGCGGAAUAUUUUCUCUGGGAGAUUGACAGCAAUCGAACUGUUAGACAUACUGGAUCACUAUACCAAGAACUGUGACAUGAUGGUUGGCAACCACGCCCUGAUUCAGGGUCUGAAAAGGGAGAAGUUUGACCUGCUGCUGGUGGACCCUAAUGACAUGUGUGGAUUUGUGAUAGCUCAUCUCUUGGGGGUUAAAUAUGCUGUAUUUUCAACCGGCCUUUGGUAUCCCGCAGAAGUGGGCGCUCCUGCACCCUUGGCUUACGUCCCAGAGUUUAACUCACUCCUCACAGACCACAUGAACCUCCUGCAGAGGAUGAAGAACACCGGCGUUUACCUCAUUUCCAGAAUAGGGAUCAGCUUUCUGGUUCUUCCCAAAUAUGAAAGAAUCAUGCAGAAGUACAACCUGCUGCCGGAGAAGUCCAUGUAUGACUUGGUCCACGGGUCCAGCUUGUGGAUGCUGUGUACAGACGUAGCCCUGGAGUUCCCGAGACCCACCCUGCCUAAUGUUGUUUAUGUAGGAGGAAUCCUAACCAAACCGGCCAGCCCACUGCCAGAAGACCUCCAAAGGUGGGUCAAUGGUGCUCAUGAGCAUGGCUUUGUCCUGGUGUCUUUUGGAGCUGGCGUCAAGUAUCUGUCAGAAGACAUUGCUACCAAACUGGCCGGCGCUCUGGGGAGAUUGCCCCAGAAAGUGAUUUGGAGAUUUUCUGGAACCAAACCAAAGAAUCUGGGAAACAACACCAGGCUCAUAGAAUGGUUACCGCAAAAUGACCUGCUUGGGCAUUCCAAUAUUAAAGCCUUCCUGAGCCAUGGUGGUCUGAAUAGUAUUUUUGAAACUAUGUAUCACGGUGUGCCUGUGGUGGGAAUCCCACUUUUUGGAGACCAUUAUGACACUAUGACCCGGGUGCAGGCAAAAGGCAUGGGGAUACUGCUGGAAUGGAAGACAGUGACUGAAGGAGAGCUGUAUGAAGCACUAGUGAAAGUUAUCAAUAACCCCAGCUACCGUCAGAGGGCUCAGAAGCUUUCAGAAAUCCACAAGGAUCAACCUGGUCACCCCGUCAACCGGACUGUCUAUUGGAUCGAUUACAUCCUCCGUCACGAUGGAGCUCAUCACCUACGUGCUGCCGUCCAUCAGAUCUCUUUCUAUCAAUAUUUUUUACUGGAUAUUGUCUUCGUGCUUUUGCUUGGUGCUGCCUUGUUUUACUUCCUCUUGUCAUGGGUGACAAAAUUUAUCUGCAGAAGAAUUAAAAGUCUGUGGUCAAGCAAUAAGCAUAGCACAGUGAAUGGACAUUACCAUAAUGGAAUCCUCAAUGGCAAGUAUAAAAGAAAUGGCCACAUUAAACACGAAAAGAAGGUGAAAUGAGCCAACAGCCCACCUGGUAGUAACAAAUCUAUUCAGUCAUUGAAUUUUUAUUGCUACAAGUUAGUCUAACAACUACUAAAUUAAAAACAUCAGUAAACAAUUCUAACACUCCCUUAUCUGAUCUUAUUAAUGAAAUUCUGUGGAAUUAAGAUGGCUGUAAAAAGCACAAACCUAAAAUGCAAAAAUGUAUUUUAUUCGAAUACUGAUACAGGUAGUUUUGGCACUGAACCUUUUAGAAGCCUUAAUUAUUUAAAUCAAUUAAGUGACUGUGUCAGACUUCAGUUUUAAGUCUUGACAUAUGUGUGUCCCGGAUGAGGAAUGGUUCAUUUUCUCUUAGAAAGGUUUGUCUGUGUGUGUCUGUGUGUAUGUCUGUGUGUGUGUGUGUUUCCUAAAUGAGAGACUUUUAGCCAGCUGCUUGUUAUAUUUGUUGACGGUACAACACAUCUAAGAAUGAAAUAGAAAGACAGUUAGGAUCCAGAUGUUUCUCUUCUAGAACGUAAUAUAUGGGAACUCAGAAACAGUACCACGAAAGAACACAUUUUUCCUCAAAAGUGAAUGCAGGGGAAGGAAAUGCAAAAGAUAAAUGGCACCUGUUUUUGUACUUUGGGGUUUUUUAAUUUGUUUCCUUUCUUUCUUUUUUUUCUUAACAAUUGGAUUCUUCUUGGGGUGGUGGGUGGGAAACAUACAAUUAAGUAAAUGUAUAAAUUGGUUGUCAUAGUUUAUUUUUAUUUCCCCCCUACCAAUAAUUUGCCUCUGGGAGAAUUUUAUAGUUUUCUUCUAUUUCAUUUGAAUGAAUAACAUUAUCUUAACUAUAUAAUCCAGACAAAGCAACCAAGCUCUAAUUUUUGUUCAAAAUACUGAAGACUACUGCUUAUAUAGCAUCUUUAAACAGGGCCAUUGUUUGAUGACUUUUCUAUAAUGUAAUUUUUGAAUGUUCAGAUGUAAUAUUUCCAAGGUUUUAACUGAAAAACCACCUUCUUCAUCCCCUUUUGGUGUCUGGGCCACACAAUCUCUUAUGUAGGUGCCAACAUUUAAUUCUUUCCAUUGAAUCUUUUGCUUUUCUCCAUAUUGGUACCUGCUUUGUCUGAGAGGUUUGAGAUCUGGUUACCAAAUCAAACUUUCCAUGACAUACAGAAGUGACAGAGAAAUUGUACCACUUGUUUGUGAAGAUGAGUUCCCACUUCCUCGUCACUCCCUUCACCUCGCUUCAGUCUGCUCUGGCUCUUGGAUCCAUUGUGGCUGACGUGGGGCAGACAGUGUUCGUCUGAGAAUGGGGUGCAAGCCACAGACAUCAUAAAAUCAGGACCUCCCCGCUGGACCACACACUCACUGGCAUCUAGGAGUUCAUUCCACGUCAUUCUGUUUACUUAGCAUUUGCACUACACUUGUUGAGUGUAUGCUCUAUUUAUUUGUAGUUCGAAAUCUUCUGUCUGACGGCUGAAAGGAGAAAACUACAGCAUUUACCUAAUGGCUUUCACUAACAGGGGAAGAGUUGUGAAAAUUCUAGAAUGCUGUAAAUCCUUGUCAUACACUAUGACAUACAACUUCAUCAACUCCCACCAGGAGCCACUCUCCUGUACUUAGAAAUAAUGUCACAAGUAGUUUUCUAGUGUACAAUGCAGGCAAAUAUAUUGCUCUCUGAAUACUUGAAGAAAUGGUAUUACAUAUAUAAGCCUAUUAGUUAUACCUUUUCACAAUCUUGUAAUAUUGCCGUUAAAGGGAAAGAAAAACGCAGGCAAUGAGUGGUGGGAUGGCAACAGGACUUAGAGUGUAUGACUGAGUUGAUUUUGCUUUUUUGGAAUUGGAUGAAGUUGACAGUAGGCAUUCACUGGACGAUUAAGCAUGAGUUAAUCUCCACUGUGAUAAGAACUUAAACAAUAAACAUGAUUUAAAAAUAGAGAAAUGUUGUUGGAAUAAAAUUUUUAUUCAGAUUUUAUUUCACAAUAUUAUGUAUAUCCAUUAUAAACAUGUUUCUGAGACAGGUCUCCCAUCUUUUAUAUGUGUAUAUGAGUGUGAAAACAGUGUGUUACAUGUGAGAAUGUUUUUUUUUAAUUAUUAUUAAACAGAGGGACUUACCUUACAAAUACAUCAACAUGGAUCAUAAAAUUGUCCCAUAAUUAAGAAUGUUAAGUGUAGGUAUUUACUGAUCAUUGUUGUUGUUGUUUUUUUAGUAAGCUUAUUGUUAGCCAGUUUUGGUAAAUAGAGUGAUUUUAAAUUUUCCACACUUGGGCUAGAUUCUCUAAUAAAGUAAAGUUUUCAUGAA
Messenger RNA from Capra hircus (goat), 4399 nucleotides. It is a transcript of the gene UGT8, whose product is annotated as UDP glycosyltransferase 8. The record is from RefSeq and is a predicted model, not a curated record. The transcript is spliced from 6 exons. Lineage: Eukaryota; Metazoa; Chordata; Mammalia; Artiodactyla; Bovidae. Gene Ontology annotation, molecular function: UDP-glycosyltransferase activity. The coding region runs from base 511 to 2136 and encodes 541 amino acids.